AUGUCCCUUCUUCCAUUGCCUAUAACAAUCGCCGACAGAGCUGAUUGGAAUGACUGCGCUCAGGAGUACGGAGUAAAGGGGGUAAGUAUCUAUGAUCUAGAAGAAUACAAUUCAGCUUCGAAAAUCAAUGAUGCACAGUACAUCUCCCUUAGGGCAUUAUGGACAUUUGCACAUGAUACAGAGUUUGACCCACAGAAAUGGGGCAUACAAGGUGUGGAGGCAGCCCGAGAGACUCUGGGAAAGCUCAAGGGUUGGAAAAGCUUUCUUGAGGCGGUGUCACUGGAAGUUCCCCCGGACAAAAUUCAUCCCAUUGAACGUGACCUGGGUAGGUUCGAGCUAAUAUGGUACUAUGGGCAACUCAUUCGCUGGGCGCCGAGCGCGACGGAUACCGAGGAGAACAUCAAUGUUACUCCCUGGUCCGAGCGAUUGAGAGAGCGAAAAGCACAGUUGGGCAGCGAGCCCUUCUCCCAGCAAAACCCCCCACACCCUUAUCCAAUACAUCUAAUGGAGUGCUUGAAGACGCUCGGCGGUGAGGAAGAAGAACAAGCGAAAGAAGAACGUGGGCGACCAUCAAGCAGUCAGAGCCAAAAACAGGAGUCAUCUGGGACUUCACGCAUCGAUAUGGACCCGGAGACAGACAGUGAUGACUCAAAUCUGGACCCAAGUUACGAGGAGCGCAAAGAUUUCCCACGAGCUUCCGAUGAGACCAUGGUAAAUGCAUAUCUCCUCGGUCUCGCAAGCCUAAUUACUUUGUCCAUCGAAGGCGUCGAGGCCCAUUGGACCUCAGAAAGGAAGGGGUACAAAUUUUGCGAUGAGAAUGGUAUCAAGCUGUACGAGGCACGUACAGAUGGCCACCUCUACCUAUCGAACAAUGGAAAGACGAUGGCCAUUGUUGAGGUCAAGCCGGUGUUGCGAGACGAGUCACCGCGGGUCAUGAUGCAAGAGACCGCCCAAAUGGCGGCGUGGAUCCAUGCCGAACAAGAUUUGAUCCAGGCUGAUGACCUAUCAGAACAAAGGUUAGACACUCCAGCACCCAUUCAUCCAUUCGGAAUUCUCUUUCACGAGGCGGGAGAGACUAUAAAACCAGCAGCUAAGAUUCUGACACCAUACUAG
This is a messenger RNA of Aspergillus luchuensis, 1113 nucleotides long. RefSeq lists its product as uncharacterized. The transcript has a single exon. The coding region runs from base 1 to 1113 and encodes 370 amino acids. The record is from RefSeq and is a predicted model, not a curated record. Lineage: Eukaryota; Fungi; Ascomycota; Eurotiomycetes; Eurotiales; Aspergillaceae.